AUGGAGAGAAAGCAAAGGUUCAUGUCAGAGAAGGAUGAAUAUCAGUUUCAACAUCAGGGAGCGGUGGAGCUGCUUGUCUUUAAUUUUUUGCUCAUCCUUACCAUUUUGACAAUCUGGCUAUUUAAAAAUCAUCGAUUUCGCUUCUUGCAUGAAACCGGGGGAGCGAUGGUGUACGGUCUCGUAAUGGGAUUAAUUUUACGAUAUGCUACAGCACCAACUGAUAUUGAAAGUGGAACUGUAUAUGAUUGUGGAAAACUGGUCUUCAGCCCAUCAACUCUUCUGAUUAAUAUCACUGAUCAAGUUUAUGAAUAUAAAUACAAGAGAGAAAUAAGCCAACACAACAUCAAUCCUCACCAAGGCAAUGCUAUACUUGAAAAGAUGACAUUUGAUCCAGAAAUCUUCUUCAAUGUUUUACUGCCGCCAAUUAUAUUUCAUGCUGGAUAUAGUCUAAAGAAGAGACACUUUUUUCAAAACUUGGGAUCUAUUUUAACAUAUGCCUUCUUGGGAACGGCCAUCUCCUGCAUCGUCAUAGGGUUAAUUAUGUAUGGCUUUGUGAAGGCUAUGGUAUAUGCUGACCAGCUGAAAAAUGGAGAUUUUCAUUUCACUGACUGUUUGUUCUUCGGUUCACUGAUGUCUGCUACAGAUCCAGUGACGGUGUUGGCCAUUUUCCAUGAACUGCAUGUCGACCCGGACCUGUACACACUCUUGUUUGGGGAGAGUGUGUUGAACGAUGCAGUCGCCAUAGUCCUUACAUAUUCUAUAUCCAUUUACAGUCCCAAGGAGAAUCCAAACACAUUUGACGCCGCAGCAUUUUUCCAGUCCGUGGGGAAUUUCCUGGGGAUCUUCGCUGGCUCAUUUGCCAUGGGGUCUGCAUAUGCUGUUGUCACGGCACUGAUAUCCUUUGUCUGUCAAUUGUUGUUUCCCUUAACUCCUCUUUGUCACUUGACCAAAUUUACCAAACUGUGCGAGUUCCCUAUGCUGGAAACGGGCCUGUUUUUCCUCCUGUCUUGGAGCGCCUUUCUGUCUGCUGAGGCCGCUGGCCUAACAGGAAUAGUUGCUGUUCUCUUCUGUGGAGUCACGCAGGCACAUUAUACCUACAACAACCUGUCAUCGGAUUCCAAAAUGAGGACUAAACAGUUGUUUGAAUUUAUGAAUUUCUUGGCUGAGAACGUUAUCUUCUGUUACAUGGGCCUGGCACUGUUCACGUUCCAGAAUCAUAUCUUCAAUGCUCUUUUCAUACUUGGAGCCUUUGUAGCAAUUUUUGUGGCCAGAGCCUGCAACAUAUAUCCCCUCUCCUUCCUCCUGAAUCUAGGCCGGAAACACAAGAUCCCCUGGAACUUUCAGCACAUGAUGAUGUUUUCAGGUUUGCGAGGAGCGAUAGCCUUUGCCUUAGCUAUUCGGAACACAGAAUCUCAGCCAAAGCAAAUGAUGUUUACCACCACGUUGCUCCUCGUGUUCUUCACAGUCUGGAUAUUCGGAGGAGGGACAACUCCCAUGCUGACUUGGCUUCAGAUCAGGGUUGGUGUGGACCUGGAUGAAGACCAGAAGGAGGAACCCUCCUCACACCAGGAAGAAAAUAAUUUGGGUAAAAGCACAACAAAAUCAGAGAGUGCCUGGCUCUUCAGAAUGUGGUAUGGCUUUGACCACAAAUACCUGAAACCAAUUCUAACCCACUCUGGUCCUCCACUGACCACGACGUUACCUGAAUGGUGUGGCCCAAUUUCCCGAUUGCUCACCAGUCCUCAGGCCUAUGGGGAACAUCUCAAAGAGGAUGAUGUUGAAUGCAUCGUAAACCAGGACGAGCUUGCCAUGAAUUACCAGGAGCAAGGCACCUCACCCUGCAGCCCUCCUGGGGAGGACCAGAAAGCUUCACCCCACACUCCAAGCAAGGAAAACAUUUACGAGGGGGACCUUGGCCUGGGAAGCUAUGAACUCAAGCUCGAGAAAACUCUUAGUCAAUCCCAGCUGAAUUGA
Rangifer tarandus platyrhynchus (Svalbard reindeer) is the source of this 1974-nucleotide messenger RNA. NCBI's taxonomy places the organism in Eukaryota, Metazoa, Chordata, Mammalia, Artiodactyla, Cervidae. The record is from the annotation of a GenBank genome assembly.